AACUGUGUACAAAUUGUUGCCACACGUUGUGGAAAAUUGUACAGAUUGGUUGAAUAAAGUCAGAUUAAUUUUCAAUAGACUUUCGGAUAUUGGAAAAAAUAAAAUAAUCGAAGGCGCAACGUUAAAUUUUCAAAUUUAUCAUUCCAUUCUAUCGAGUGACUCGCCGGUCUGAGGAUACAUCGAGUGUCCAAAUCGAUCGAAUUCGUGGAAACUCCCGGAAUUUCAGAUAACGAGAAACGUUACGAGUCACGUGGAAUACACGAGAAUUAUUUCUGCGCGCGUUUCGAGCCGACGACGCGUCGCGUCGCGACGCUUGUAAGAGUAGAAUAAUCGGCUCAUUUCGUGGACGGCUUUCCGCGCGUCGACAUCGCUGCGUGGAAACUUCGUCGGCGAUUCCUUAACUACAUCACGGUGACGUGUGUGCCGUCAAUAAGUUGCAUCGCGGCGAUGAAAAACUAAAAAUUGUUCAAUCAAGUUCACCUCGGAUUUAUAAAUAAAUUUAUACGAACAUUCAAGCCCUGCAGCUAAUUUAUUUUUGCAUCAAAAUCGAGGAUCCAGGUUGCAAACGCAAUCAGCAAUGGAAGAUCCGGCAACGCAUCCGGAUGAACGUUUAACAAUAAGCGAUCAUGACAUGUGCCCGAGCUUACGAGCUGCCUUAAAUUAUUCACCGGUAUAUUUCGAUUCCAGUGACGGGGAUGACGACCCUCUCGCCCUUCCGGAAACGACUUUCGUAAUUAACGAUGACUGGACAAUUUCGUCGCAGGAAUUACCGUCCCUCAGACAUAUUCCGGAAGAAGAUCCUGACGCAACCGACGCGGAUGACGUCGACGCCGAAAAUACCGAGGACGAAGUCGACUCCUUCGUAAACCGUGGCGAAAUCCUUUCGCGAAUAGAAACCAACUGCGAUGAGGACGAGCAAGUCGUCCCCUCCAGUCCUAACGAAAUUCUGGACAUUGGCGAGGAGUCAAAUUCUUCGGGUUCGAGUCUAGACGGUGAAAACGUCGAAAUAAUCAACGAUGAAAUAAACGAGGUUGAAGAGGAGCAGGAGAUUCCGGAACCGGAAGUGAAGAAGAAAUCAGACGUCGAUGAGAAGCGCGGGAAUCGCAGCAGCAGUCCUCAACCUCCGUGAAUAUCGGCGAUACCGGAAACCGGAACAAGUCGAAGUUCUUUCAGACUGUCACGAUUUGUAUUGUACAUUUAACGCGGGUCAUCGAUCGAUGAUCGGAAUUAGAAAAUCAUCGUCGUAACUCAAUUGUCGGGUGUUAGUUGAACUUUGCAUGAAUCGUCAAUGUGUUUUCUUGUUUAUAGAAGGUUACCGAUGACGAUCAUACGUGUAUCGAGACUUGCUGCUCGCGUAAAAACGUAGACACGUUAUUGUUCAUUUUCUGAAUCACUGUUUCAUAUAAAACGCACGAAACGUGGUCGGCGUUAUUAUGGAUAUGCUGGAUAUUGUGUAAAUAGAACGAUGCAAUCGUGACGUAGAUAAUUUGUGGAUGUGGUUGUUGUCUCAUUGUCACAAGAGAUUUCAACGAUUAUCUCUGAUGAAUCAUGUAUGAAUAUGUCUUUUUUCCGAAUCCUCGAUAAAUACUUUGAAUCGUGAAUAUUACACUGAAAUUUAAGUCAAUUACAUCACGCGCACAGAUUAUGUUCAUGAUCAAUGAAUUCAGCAGCAAUCUCUCUGCAUAUCGGUUAGAAAAUUUCCGAUCGUUUAACCUUUUUUCGUUAUAUACAUAUUUAAAUGAAGUCGGUGUGAAUUUUCAUAAUAUGUGGAUUAAAAAACGAUUUUACUUUCGCUGAGAAACUUUUCAAAGCGAAUUUCAAACGAAUUAUAGCUCUCUCAAUACUAUGUGUAAUUUUAUUUCCAUUACUGGUAUGAAUCUGUAUUUUCAAUCAAAAGAGUCAACCGGACUAUAUUUUAUAUUUUUUAUUCUCAACUUCAGGGUUAAUACAGAUCGCGACGUAUUGAUAGUUGAAUUUUUAAUCAACGUUUGAUUAUUUUUUCUGUAUUCUUGUGAAACUACACGAGAAAUUGUUUCUCAGACUUGUUCUUUCGCCGUUCGAGAAUUUUUAGAUCAUGCCUUCCAAACAUUUCAAUAUUCGAUGUAUGUAAAUAGUACGAUUCUAGAAACAAAAAUGUAGUAUAAUUUUGAUUCGUUAUAUGAAAUAAAAUUUCAUUAUGGUGUUACAUAUAUCUGGGACGGCUGAAACUAGGGUUACGUGUAUAAGAUUUUUUUUUCCUAUAUGAAACUGACUGCUAUUGAACAACCAUAAUAUAUCUUUGAAAGUACGACGUUUUAUCUAUAUUGUGUGAAAAUUUGGUUGAAAUAUUUCAAACCGUAAAAAAGUUACAGUCGUUUUUCUGGGACGUGUAAUUGGUUCGGUACUUAUGAUGAAAAAAAAAAAAAAAAACUAUGCCAGGUAUCGAAAAAACGGAUCGACAAGUAUUAGAUUAUUGUGUGAAACGUAACUCUUGCAAAACUAGAUCUCGAUCGGUCAAGUAGACGCGGAGAUAUUUCUGGUACCGAUUUGGAAAACAUUGUUUCGAGAAAAACGCGUGGUAAAAUUAUUGAGUAGAGUUUACACUGCCAAUGAAAUAACUGGUUUAUUUAAAACUAACACGAGAUUUUCGAUUCCUGGGCAAUAUGACUCGGAUCUUCCUGAGAUGUCGAUAUUUUUCCUUCUUUUGAUGCCUUUAUCGCUGCUCACCUGGUCGGUUACAAAACGCUAUAACUUCGUCAUUACUGCGAAUUUCAUUAUGAAAUUUUUAAGGUAGAAACUCAAAGGAUAGUACUUUCGAAUGAGCACCUUUUUAAGAAAUCGAUUUUUUUUAUGUUACUCAUCCAAGUAAAUUUAACCCCUUAAUGCGUGUAAAGUCGUUGAUUGUAGUGUUAUUUUUAAUUUCUUUGUAUUUCAUGUUGUUAUGUUUCAAGUUCGUGUCUCCCAGGAGCUUGAAUCGCAGUUCAUCGAUGUAGCUUGACAGGACAAUAAAUUAUUAGAAAGCAAAACAUGUUUGAAUGCGUAAAUAAUAAUAAACAAUAUAAAGAAACGCGCUUCAAUCUAUAGUAGAAAGAAAACAUUGAGAAGGAAAUAAACGUAUAGUUGGCGCAUUAAUAUCUUUUCAUUUAAAUAAUAGCGAUUAAUUAUAAUAUUUUGAUUUAACUUGAGGAUUUCAUUCAAUACUAUCGAGAUUCAUCUCACACUCGAAUAAAUUAUAUACUUCGGGCGUGUGACAUAAAAAAUGGGCGUUUAACUUUCGAGUAAAUUAUAUCCGAGAUGAAAA
Messenger RNA from Neodiprion fabricii, 3280 nucleotides. RefSeq lists its product as uncharacterized. Bases 578 to 1129 code for a protein of 183 amino acids. The record is from RefSeq and is a predicted model, not a curated record. Lineage: Eukaryota; Metazoa; Arthropoda; Insecta; Hymenoptera; Diprionidae. The transcript has 4 exons.